AUAUCUUUUACUAUGUGAUAUAUUGAUUUCCUAAAGGAAGAUGCUGUCAUUGCAGAGCCUAGCUGUAAAUAGUUUCUAUUUUGGAGAGGGAUCAGACUUAACCGGUGUCCCAACUAAGAUGUUGACAGUGAACUGUUCUUUGAAGAUGAGUGUAUACAAUCCUGCUACAUUUUUCGGCAUUCAUGUUAGUUCUACACCUGUUAAUCUCAUCUAUUUGGAGAUUACAGUUGCAACUGGCCAGUUGACAAAUUACUAUCAACCUAGAAAGAGCCACCGCACGGUAUCUGUGACCAUGGAGGGAAAUAAGGUUCCUCUGUAUGGAGCAGGGGCAAGCUUAGCAGCAGUCUCCAAAAGUAGUGGUGGAGUUCCAUUGAGAUUAGAGUUUGAAAUCCAAUCACGAGGAUAUGUGGUGGGGAAGCUUGUGAGGACAAAGCACCAUAGGCAUAUUUCUUGCCCAGUAGUCGUAGAUUCAAGUAUGAACAACCCCAUCAAAUUCAAACAGGAUUCUUGUACAUAUGACUGA
This is a messenger RNA of Telopea speciosissima, 523 nucleotides long. RefSeq lists its product as uncharacterized. Bases 41 to 523 code for a protein of 160 amino acids. The transcript has 2 exons. Lineage: Eukaryota; Viridiplantae; Streptophyta; Magnoliopsida; Proteales; Proteaceae. The record is from RefSeq and is a predicted model, not a curated record.